Molecule: messenger RNA, 420 nt
Organism: Guillardia theta CCMP2712
Lineage: Eukaryota; Cryptophyceae; Pyrenomonadales; Geminigeraceae
Exons: 1
Coding region: 1-420 (139 amino acids)
Cellular component (GO): cytoplasm
Source: RefSeq, a predicted model, not a curated record
AUGCCGCAGAAGCGCUCACAUGAAGACAGAGAUCCUUCUCGGUUUCUCAGCGCCAUAGCAGGGGAGAAGGCGGCAAGGGUGAGCUUGUUUGUGAAGCCUGGAGCGAAGAAGACGCAGGUGAUGAACUCAGAGGAGCUCAAGGAGGGAGGAGCUCGAAGCAUCGACGUGCAGAUCGCUGCUCCUCCGAGAGAUGGAGAGGUUGGGCUUGUGUUCUCGAGCGGCUUCUCACCAGCUGCGCAGGCCAAUGAGGCAGUGGUCGAGUUCGUGGCUGAGCUCUGCGGGUUGAAGCGCAAGGAUGUUCAGAUUAUCGCGGGGCACAAGUCUCGCGACAAAGUGUGCCGUGUGGAGUUUGGCGACGACACGCUCAACGAGGAAACUUUAAAGCGAAAGAUUCUUAUUAACAUGCUCGAGUUCUGCUGA